AUGCAACCGUUAUACGGCCUAUCCCUAGUGGCCUUGCUACUAUAUCGCGCCUGGUCAAAACAAUCCCUUACUUCUCUCGCUCUCGUCGCCGCCGGCUUGUCAGCUAGCGCGCACGCCUUGCACCCAUGGAACACACCGUUCAUACUACUCGCAGUGUUCUAUCUCGGAUCCCAAAAGGCUACAAAGAAACUGACUGGUUAUCUCUCGCUGAUCCAGGUUAAACACGAUGUCAAGGCGCGUCUGACCCUCUCCGCAGCAGGCGCGGAGGGCGGCGAAGGCAAACGAAAUCACGUCCAAGUGCUAGCGAACUCGAUUUCUGCUACUGUUCUGGCCAUCGCGCACACAUAUGUGCUAUCCAAGAGCUCCCCGACCGAGUCAUGCUUCUCCUUUGGUGGUAGCGCUGCGGAUAUCCUAAUGGUCGGCAUCGUCGCCGCAGCCGACACGUACUCUUCCGAACUGGGCAUCCUCUCCAAAUCCAAACCCCGCCUCAUUACCUCGUGGAACCUGCGACAAGUACCGCCAGGCACAAACGGUGGUGUAACAGCAGCUGGACUGGGCGCUGGUCUAUUCGGAUCAUUCACUAUCGCAUUGUCAUCAGCUAUCUUCACGCCGUUAUGCGCUGGGCUCGGAGUACAAGAUCGUGCACUGUGGGUUAUCGCGUUCUCCUUCUGGGGUUUACUGGGAAGUAUCCUAGAUAGUGUGCUAGGGGGACUGUUACAGACUACCGUGGUGGAUAAACGGAGUGGCAAAGUUGUGGAAGGGGAUAAUGGUCAGAGAGUUCUUGUUCGUCCUGGUUCAACGAAGCCAGAGAAUAUCCCUGCGUCUGGGAAGUCAACAGGGAAUGAUGGACUUAAUGGACCGGACAACUCCGAAGAUAGUUCUACUAUACGGGGUAGCCUUGCCUCGGGACAAUCAGUGGGUGGCCCGGUUGAACAGGAGGGUCACCACAGCCGACAGGUGACUGUCGGGCAUGAUUGGUUAAAUAAUAAUGGGGUGAACUUAGCUAUGUCACUUACGAUGACUGUGGGUGCUAUGAGUAUUGCGACGUGGGUUUGGGGGAUCGAUAUGCAGGAAUUGCUGGUAUAG
Molecule: messenger RNA, 1086 nt
Organism: Penicillium angulare
Lineage: Eukaryota; Fungi; Ascomycota; Eurotiomycetes; Eurotiales; Aspergillaceae
Product: DUF92 domain-containing protein
Exons: 3
Coding region: 1-1086 (361 amino acids)
Cellular component (GO): membrane
Source: RefSeq, a predicted model, not a curated record